CCUGUGACCUGUGUGGUUUCUACAUCUGGGGCAUGGAGAAGGCCUACAUGUGCAGCGCUUGCAAAUUGAUAUGUCACAAGAAAUGCCUUUCCAAAAUCAUCACCGACUGCUCAACUCGAUGUGCCAGGCUGGACGAUGGGAGACCUGGCUGUCUGCACUUUGGGGUGCAGGUGUGUGUACUGACCAGUAAGACAUACCCGAUCCCCAUGGUACUUCUGAUGAUGCUGGAGCAUGUUGAGAUGAAUGGCCUGUACACAGAGGGCCUCUACCGUAAAUCUGGUUCUGCCUCGCACGCCAGGGAAUUACACCAACUACUGGAGACAAACCCUGAGACGGCGACUCUGGAGAACUACUCCAUCCACACGAUGACUGGCCUGGUGAAACGCUGGCUCAGAGAGCUGCCUGACCCCCUCCUUACUUACCGCCUCUACAAGGACUUCCUUCACGCCGUCGAGUUGCCAGAGCAAUCUGAGCGGCUUCGUGCGGUCUACCAGAAACUGGACGAGCUUCCCUCCGCUAACUUCAAAACACUGGAGAGAUUGGUCUUUCACCUGGUCAGAGUGGCAAAGGAGGAAGAACACAACAGGAUGUCAGCAAACUCCCUGGCCAUAGUGUUUGCCCCCUGCAUCCUGCGAUCCCAAGACACCACUGACCCCUUCCUAGUCUUGAAGGACGUCUCCAAGACAACCACGUGUGUGGAGAUCCUGAUCUCGGAACAGUUCAGACGGUACACUGAGAAGAUGCAGGAUAUCACCGAGCUGGAAUACGCUGAGGCCCUGGCCGUCAACCAGCUCAAACUCAAGAGACAGAACACUAUCUCAGAGAAACCUUCAUCGGAGCCGGACGCCCCUCACAUGGACAACCUUGACCUGUUGGAUAUAGACAUGGAAUCAGAGAGGACCCUCAUCGAAAGGAUCAAAUCCAUCAAGCAGGAGAAGGAGGAGCUGGCAUGCAGGUUGCCAGAGCUGGAGCAGGAGAACUCCGACAACGACAAUCUGGACUCUGAGUCAUCAAUCAGCUCAGAGAGCCUGGACUCAGAAGGCAGAGUGAACCUGUUGUGGAGGAGCCAGAGGAAGGAGUGCCCUCCUAAGCCACCUGACCUGGCCCAGAGAACUACUACAGCCACAGGCCAUGACCAGGCUAGAUGGAUAGAACCCCCAGCCUACAACAAGACCAGGAGCAGGAACUUCUCAGAACUGGACAUCCCUUUCAUAGAUGAGGAAGAGGACUAGCCUGGGUGCCAGUCUGUUUUUGCUCCAAAUGGAAUUGUCAUGCCAAACAUGGCUGUACAAUGACAGCAAUGUAGUUGGAAAGAGCACUAAACAGAUCUGGGACCAGGCUAGAGGACAUCUAGGACUGGGCCAUAUUGUCCUCCGACAGGUGGCGUCUCUAAUACACGAUGCUAGUCCUUCGACUGAUAGCGUUGGAGCUGUGUUAUGGCAACAAGAACCAAGCACAUGAUGUAUAUUUUCCUACAUCCAUUAAUGUGUGUGUGUGUGUGUAAUGAUCAAAGCUCAAAUCAAAUCUAAUUUUGUUUGUCACAUGCGCCGAAAACAACAGAUGCUAAAUGCUUAGUUUUUAAAAGGUAAGAAAAAUGUGCUACUCUAGGGAAAAUAGUAACACAAUAACGGGGCUGUAUACAAGGGGUACCUAUACCAAGUCAAUGUGCAGGGGUACGGGUUAGUCU
Salvelinus sp. IW2-2015 is the source of this 1687-nucleotide messenger RNA. The record is from RefSeq and is a predicted model, not a curated record. NCBI's taxonomy places the organism in Eukaryota, Metazoa, Chordata, Actinopteri, Salmoniformes, Salmonidae.